AUGCCUUCUGUUCCCAAUACUCCCGAGGAGGUGCUCGCAUGGCUCCGACGGUCCCACGAAGUCCACGACUCUCUGAGUGUUGCGGAGUUCCACGAAAUUUACUCGCAGGAUGCCCAAGUCAAGUUUGCCAACUAUCCCGUCGCCGAGGGGCUGGACGCCAUCAAACAGUCCUUCAUCCCCACCUUUGAGAAACUUGCCUACAUGAAGCAUCUCAUUCACCAAGCGGACAAGGUGGAUGAUAGAGUCUGGCUCACCGUGGACAUAACGUACCGUGUCAAGGGCGACCCCGACAGUGAGAACAUAACCAUACCGGCUGCUGGUUUUGCCACUGUGGUCACGGAGGGAGAAGAGGCCGGGAAGAUUAAACGGUUCGAAGUCUACAUCGACAGCGCCCCGCUCCUCCAGAAGAUGGAAGCGGUUGCAAACAUAGAGCACGGGAAGUGA
Colletotrichum destructivum is the source of this 444-nucleotide messenger RNA. Its product is annotated as Putative NTF2-like domain superfamily protein. Bases 1 to 444 code for a protein of 147 amino acids. The transcript is spliced from 3 exons. The record is from RefSeq and is a predicted model, not a curated record. Lineage: Eukaryota; Fungi; Ascomycota; Sordariomycetes; Glomerellales; Glomerellaceae.